AUGGGCACUCUCCAAAUGGUGGCGCCAUUUCUGACGAGUCUACCGGUUCACGCUUUGGUAGCACCAGCGCUUUUCGGGCCGACGACGUUGGUGGCUCUGGCGUCGGUCGCUCUGGCGUUGGUCCCAAGGACGACAGGGAAGACGACGACGACGAUGCCGCCGGCAACCGGGCUGACGACAUUGGUCGCUCUGGCGUUGGUCCCAAGGACGACAGGGGCGACGACGACGACGCCGGCAACGCCGACAACGGUGGCGGCGCUGUUGGCAUGGGUGGUCUUGGUUGCCCCGAGUUUCGCUGCUCUAAGAUCAUCGCCACGCGUUCAAGAAACCCUCCGACCAAAGUGGUAUCCUGACUGGGAUCAACAAUCGCGUUUGGGUCCAUUGUGUAUAGGUCGAUAG
Molecule: messenger RNA, 399 nt
Organism: Colletotrichum aenigma
Lineage: Eukaryota; Fungi; Ascomycota; Sordariomycetes; Glomerellales; Glomerellaceae
Exons: 1
Coding region: 1-399 (132 amino acids)
Source: RefSeq, a predicted model, not a curated record